GUCACGGCAAAAAGAUAUGGAAAGAUGGCAAAGUACACACAGUCACAAACACAACGUCGCAACUUGACUUGCACACACAGUGGAUGGAUGGACUGAUAGAAGGACGGGACUCGCUCUCGAGGACAGUCGCAACGGUAUGGCGGGGCAGAUAAUUAUUUCGGCGGCGGGGUGGAGGGGAAUGUGGGGCCUCGAUCUGCUUCCAAGUUCAAAAGAUGAGACCAGGGGCCAGGGGUCCUCCUUUUUUAGAGCGAUAUCCACCCAAUUAUCCCUGUGACUCAGGCCAAGAAGGGAGGCUGUCAUUCGGCGUAGAUGCAUAUAAAAGAAUGAGAACUGUAUUUACAGGUUAAGAAUACCGCGUAUGGGUAAUGAUUUAUCUCACAGGUCAACCCCAAUCCUGUCACUCAUACAAACUCUUUCUCUUCCCACUUCCACUCUCAAGGACUCCCACAAACAGCCAAAAUGACCGAAGCCCGCCACCAAGUCAACUUCAUCACCGGCAACGCCAACAAGCUCUCCGAGGUAAAGGCCAUCCUCGAGCCCGCCAUCUCUGUCACAAACCAGUCCCUCGACCUUGUCGAGAUCCAAGGCACCCUCGAGGAAGUAACCAUUGACAAAUGCCGCCGCGCCGCCGAACUCGUUGGCGGUCCCGUCUUGGUAGAAGACACCUGCCUCUGUUUCGAUGCUCUGCAGGAUCUCCCAGGACCAUACAUCAAGUGGUUCCUGGGGUCUAUUGGCCACGAAGGUCUCAACAACAUGUUGCUUGCCUAUGAAGACAAGGGUGCCAAAGCUGUUUGCACGUUCGGAUACUCUGCCGGACCUGGACAUGAGCCCAUCCUUUUCCAGGGCAUCACACACGGAAAGAUUGUGCCCGCAAGGGGGCCAAGCAACUUUGGCUGGGAUCCUAUUUUUGAGUAUGAGGGGAAGACAUACGCCGAGAUGGACAAGGCCGAGAAGAACAAGAUCUCUCACCGGAGCAGAGCUUUGGCGAAGCUCCAAGAGUGGUUCGCCAAGGAGAUGACCGCGUAAGUCAAAAUCUGAGAAAUAAAAAUAAUCACAUUGCGGACCAAACGAUCAGUGCUUGAAGUGUUUUACAAAAGCUCUACAUGUCUGAUAAGGCCCUCUAACAUCCAAGAAGGCCCGGCUGCCAUCUCGAUCUCUUGGACCAUCUCUAUUUCUAUCUCCCCCUUUCCCUCCUAAUACCGCCUAGCAUAGCACUCUUGUUUCAAGC
Podospora pseudocomata is the source of this 1228-nucleotide messenger RNA. RefSeq names its product nucleoside triphosphate pyrophosphohydrolase ham1 (gene HAM1). The coding region runs from base 460 to 1026 and encodes 188 amino acids. Gene Ontology annotation, molecular function: nucleoside triphosphate diphosphatase activity. Gene Ontology annotation, cellular component: cytoplasm. The record is from RefSeq and is a predicted model, not a curated record. NCBI's taxonomy places the organism in Eukaryota, Fungi, Ascomycota, Sordariomycetes, Sordariales, Podosporaceae. The transcript has 2 exons. Gene Ontology annotation, biological process: nucleoside triphosphate catabolic process.